AUGGCUCCAGUGGAUGCACUUCGCCAGGAUCAUAUUCUUGACCUUGCCGUGAAAGCUAUCCAGCCCGCGGGCGAUGGACAGCCGAGUCUUAAGACACCAUAUGAGGCUGUGGCUCUGAUUGGCCAUGCAUGCAUGGUUGCAGUAGACUUCAGACUGGUCGGUCUCAGCGAAGACCAUAACUUAGAAGCAUCCACAGAUACACCAUCCCUCCCCGCAGAAUGGAACACUAACGAUACAUUUGCCUUUCGGUACGCACACUCGCAGUCUUCGAUGCAGUAUCUACUCAAAGUGAGUCGGUUGGGAAAUAAUGCAGUGAUUUUUGCACUGGCGUUGGGCGAUGACCGGACCAGCUCGUUUGACAUCCCCACCAAAGACUACAUCUCCGCCACUGCGCUCCCUCUCUCGUCCUCGGAGAAUAUAACCGCAUCCCUGCGAGAUGUUUUCAUCUCGCCAGCCCGACUAGGCGAUUUGGUUGGUCUAUUUAAGAUAAACGUCAUCCAGAAGCUUGCGCCCGGUUUGUACAAGGAGGGGUAUGAAGAUCCAAGCCAACCGCCCAGAGCAAGGCUACAGGAAGAAAGACAACCGGAUAUCCUCCAGGACGGUUCCCUUCCCCAGCCUGCCCGUCCACGCCCAUUCGAUGACCCCCUAGCGGCUGCUCCCCGCCGCUCCAACCCACCAGACUUUGCCCCACCCGGGUUUGAAGAUGAACUUGACAUCAAUCGGCCCCCACGGGGAUAUCCAGGAGGUUAUCCAGGGGCGCUUGGAGGCCGAAGCCCGUACAAUAUUGGGGAACGAGACCUCUACCCAGCAGGACUUGGUCCCCAUGAUCCUCUGCGUGGGUCUAUGGGCCCUGGCUUUGGUCCAGGUGGCGGGGGUAUGCAUCCUACCUUUGAUGACCCUCUCUUCGGUGGACGUGGAGCUGGUAAUGGUGGAUAUGACCCCCGUGCACCUCCUGGCGCAAGAUAUGACCCUGUAGGACCUGGUGAGCCACCUGUCGGUCGUAAUCGGGGACCCUAUGGUAAUAAUGGACGAGGUGGGGGUGGUUUUGGUGGCUUUGGUGGUGGCUUCGGCGGAGAUAUUAUCUAA
Molecule: messenger RNA, 1086 nt
Organism: Penicillium coprophilum
Lineage: Eukaryota; Fungi; Ascomycota; Eurotiomycetes; Eurotiales; Aspergillaceae
Product: proteasome inhibitor PI31 family protein
Exons: 2
Coding region: 1-1086 (361 amino acids)
Biological process (GO): proteasome-mediated ubiquitin-dependent protein catabolic process
Molecular function (GO): proteasome binding; endopeptidase inhibitor activity
Source: RefSeq, a predicted model, not a curated record